Scleropages formosus (Asian bonytongue) is the source of this 6397-nucleotide messenger RNA. Its product is annotated as matrix metalloproteinase-15-like. The transcript is spliced from 10 exons. The record is from RefSeq and is a predicted model, not a curated record. Gene Ontology annotation, molecular function: metalloendopeptidase activity; zinc ion binding. Gene Ontology annotation, biological process: proteolysis; collagen catabolic process; extracellular matrix organization. NCBI's taxonomy places the organism in Eukaryota, Metazoa, Chordata, Actinopteri, Osteoglossiformes, Osteoglossidae. The coding region runs from base 933 to 2828 and encodes 631 amino acids. Gene Ontology annotation, cellular component: extracellular matrix.
UUUGAUAGGGGGCGAUGCGGAGCGCUCUUUCAUGCAGCAGGGGGAGGAAAGGCAGCUGGAGCGGAGGCCGGAUCGAGUGUCGCUCUGGGCUGGAAGUGGACACAAUCCAGGGAAAAAGAAAAAAUCAAGGAAAAUCUAGAUUUUUUUUUAAAGGGCAGAAACCCAGAAGCUUUUCCAGAAGAAGGCUGCGAUCCAAAAGCGGUGCUCAUUAGGCUCGCUCCGGAGCAGCUCGGUGCGGCCCUUCAUGGACGGAUGGAUGCUGCGAACUGCCGCUCCAACUAAGUUUGUGCGCACGAUAUUCCUCCUUUCUCGCGCGCCUCUCUCCUCCUCCGUUUCCCACGUCUAACCUCCCGCGUUCGCGCCGGCAGCGGACAGUCGCCGAGGAGCUCUUCGUACCGCCGCUUCGCUGCAGAAUCAUCAUGUGCGAAGCGCGCUGAGCGGGCGGGCGGGCGCGCGCGCGCUGUCAUUGAUUGAGCGUCCGGGCGGAGCGGCGCUCGUGGGGGACCCAUGCUGCACGCGCACGACUUCCGAAGGAGAGACACGCGAGCGCAGUGCGGGCAAGAAGUGCACGUGUAACGUCGGAAAAUAGUUGCUCCUUUUUUUUGCCCCAAAACUCGCUUCCAUAUCCAUAUCGGGGGAUAAAACACGUCCUCGAAGUACUAGCAUGUGGACGCGGAUCAGUCACUCACUGCCACAUUCCUGAGUCACCGAUGCCCCAGAUUAUGAAUUAACUAACGCCGUGCAACUUUUUCCUCCCUUUUUUCGUUUUUCUUUUUGUUUCAUCUUUUUUUUUUUUUUUUAUUCGCACGAAGAGACGAAGCGUCAAAGCGUCGCGAAGCUGAAACGCACAGCUCCGCGUGCCGUGGACGAGCGGAGACACCUGUUCUUGCCCACGAGCGAUCGCGCCGAAGGUGAGAGAGCAGCUCGAGAAGAUGCUGCCGCUGCUGAAAUGGACCGCGGUUCCGCUCCUCGUGCUUUUGAUCACCAGCUCCGGGACACAUGCUGGGGAAGAUCAUGACUCUUUCAGUGCUGAGUCAUGGCUGCGGAUGUACGGCUACCUCCCCCAGGCCAGCAGGCAGAUGUCUACUAUGCGCUCAGCACAGAUCCUGUCCAGCGCUAUCAGCGACAUGCAGCGCUUCUACGGCCUCACCAUCACCGGCGAGCUGGACCUGGACACACUAAAGGCUAUGAGGAGACCUCGCUGUGGUGUCCCGGACAAGUUUGGGGGUCAAAUCAAAACGAAUGUGCGACGGAAGCGCUAUGCUCUAACCGGUCACAGAUGGAACAAAAAUCAGCUGACGUUCAGCAUCCAGAACUACACGCCGAAAGUGGGAGAGUACAAUUCUUAUGAGGCCAUCCGUAAGGCCUUCAAGGUGUGGGAGAGUGUGACACCUCUAAGAUUUGAGGAGAUCCCCUACCACGAGAUCAAAUAUGGCCGGCGAAAGGAGCCCGACAUUUUGAUCUUCUUCGCCUCAGGCUUCCACGGUGACAGCUCGCCCUUUGAUGGCGAGGGUGGCUUCCUUGCCCACGCCUACUUCCCGGGUCCUGGGAUGGGUGGAGACACACACUUUGACUCUGAUGAACCCUGGACAGUUGGCAACCAUGACUUGUCUGGGAAUGACCUCUUCCUUGUGGCAGUGCACGAGCUAGGCCAUGCACUGGGCCUGGAGCACUCCAACAACCCCUUAGCUAUCAUGGCUCCCUUUUACCAAUGGAUGGACACAGAGAACUUCCAGCUGCCAGAGGACGACCUGCGUGGGAUCCAGCAGAUCUAUGGCCCACCAGACAACACCCCCACAAAAACCUUGCCCACCGUCACCCCCCGCCACCCAGCUCAACCUGAUCCCAAGCCCCCUAACCCUCCAAAGACCCCACCCGGUCCACCUCCGCGUAGGCCAGACAAGCCUCGCACCACAGAUCGCCCGGACCAUUACGGGCCCAACAUCUGCGAGGGCAACUUUGACACAGUUACAAUGCUGCGGGGUGAGAUGUUCGUCUUCAAGGGCCGUUGGUUCUGGAGGGUCAGGAGAAACCGAGUUCUGGACAAUUACCCGAUGCCAAUUGGCCACUUCUGGCGGGGUCUGCCUGGAGACAUCGAUGCUGCUUAUGAACGGCAUGAUGGGAAGUUUGUGUUUUUUAAAGGGAGCAAAUACUGGCUGUUCAGGGAGGCAAAUCUGGAACCUGGGUACCCUCAGGAGUUGACUAACUACGGACAGGACAUCCCAUAUGACAAGAUUGAGACGGCCAUCUGGUGGGAACCUUCUGGCUUCACAUACUUCUUCAGGGGAGACAGGUACUGGCGGUUUAAUGAGCAGUCCCGCACUACCGAUAAAGAUUACCCAAAGCCAAUAAGCGUGUGGGGCGGGAUCCCGCCUUCUCCCAAGGGGGCCUUUCUCAGCGAUGAUGGAGCAUACACAUUCUUCUACAAAGGGACCAAGUACUGGAAGUUUGACAACCAUCGGAUGAAGUGUGAACCGGGGUAUCCCAAAUCCAUCCUCAGGGACUUCAUGGGUUGCAGCGUGGACCUGGAUCCAGACACGGACAGAGACACAGAUACCAAGUGGCCCAACGUGGACCAGCCACCAUUCAACCCGGACGCAGGACGUACCAAUGACGUAGACUAUAAGGACGAAGACAAUGAGGUGGACGUGGUUGUCAAGAUUGAUGAGAGUGAGACCCGCACCAUGAACAUCAUCAUGGUGACUGUGCCUCUGGUCCUGGUGCUGUGCAUCCUGGGAUUGAUAUACGCUAUCAUAAACAUGCUGCAGAGAAAAGGGGCACCCAAGCUGCUGGUGCACUGCAAGCGCUCCCUGCAGGAUUGGGUUUGACCACUCAACUUUGAUCUGUUCACAAUCAUCAUGCUUCAUUGUCAUACACCUUACACAUACAGCCAAACACACAGACCAACACACAACGUCUUGCUCCCAUGGUGCUCUACCCAAUCUUUUGACGAGUUUAUUUAUAUCAGAGUUUGCACAUAGUUUUUUUUCAGUUUUGUUGUGUUUUUUUUGUUCAGUUCAUAUUGCAUUUUUAUUUGAUUUUUUUUAAAAUGAGGAAUUCUGCAGUUCCGCUUCAUGCACCUAAUGCAGAGGAUUUCUAUCACGGUUUUGGUAGGAAUCAAAUAAAACAAUAUACUGGAGCAGAGAGAGAGAAGGGAAAUGACCCUCUUCCUCCUUAUUACCCAUUGAAACGCACAGGAAGAAAUGCGGCUCAUUGGAGCAGCAGAGCCGUGCCUGGGGUUGACAUUCAGAACAGGUUUCUGGUCACCCUGCUCACAAAGCCAUUGCAGUUUAAAACAUACAUUGAUUGCACACAUAGUCUACUGGUGUACAGUGCUGGGUUUUCUAGCUGUUCCAGAACUUCCAAAUGGGGAUUCUCAGCCAACACAUGACAUUCUACGUCUUCUGUAGACUUUUUAUAUUAUUGCAGGAUGUGUUUUGAGUAGACAAUAUGUUAUUAGCUUAAAAGUACAUGGUCCAUAGUGAAGACGCACACAGAAGAUGACCAAUAAUGAUUAGUGGUAAAGGGUUUGCUAGAUUUAUAGGACAAGUCUUUUUUGUUUAGGUGCACAGGAAACCUAAUGUUUUUUUUUGAUCUACACCCAGACCCAUCAGAAUUCACCCCAUAGGCCUCCUGCAUACAACCCAGUCCUGGUGGAGAAUCAUCUCCCUGAGCCUUUGGGGAGAUAUCAAAUAAGUCAGAGUUUAAGGACAGCAGGUGUGCAGAAACACAACCCUCUGCCCACCCGGCCACAUUGCUCGGCCAGUCUUAGCACAGUCAAGAUCUGACUAUGAGAAGGCAGGCUAGCAAAGGACAGACAUGAGGAGCCAUCUGCUAGAGUUCGCAAGGAAUGGAGGAGGAAAUCUUAUCUGUUGAAUAUGCAGGGAGGCUUACUGUUAUUAUAGAUCCCAGCCUGGUUUGCAUUACACAGAUGCUGCUGAUUUGGGGGCAGCCGGCUGCCAGCGAAUCUCCACUGAUUUCAGUUCUGCUUACUAAAGGGGGUGCCUUAGGGGAGAGGAAAAAGUCUGUCCUUGAUAGGGUCCUAUUGGCACCGUUCCACAUGACCUACAGUGGGGAGCUCAGUUUUUUCCCCCUCCUGGUUUUUGAAUGUGUUUGUGUGCCCCAGAGUUAUUUACCCUACGAGAAAAUGCUUUCUCUACUCAUUAAAAUGUCUUGUGACCUCACUUGAAACCAGAAGGGACACUGAUUUCACAGUCUGAAAAAGAGAACAAAAUGGACAAGAGUUUGCUGUGUUUUCAAGGAAUAGAUGCAUAAAAGUUACAUUGGUUGUAUCAGUAGAAACACAAACAAAUUGCAGGGUCACUGAAAACAGGCCAGUGUCUUAUAACCUUGGGUGUAUAAAGGUAUAUAGAAGUGCUUCUGAUGGAAAUGGACUAUUUUACUUUUUAAACCCGUUCGACACGUCGUCUUCACAUGCCUACAUUUCAGAAUAUUACGAUCUUCAGGACAAAAAGAAAGGUUUUAUAAACAUUAGUAUGCCAGCCAACAUAAGGAAAAGGAGGGCUUAAUGAAUACUGUUGACCUGGGAGGAGUCUGUCAGUGAUGGAUCCUGUUCAUUCUGGUUUCCUUCCAGCCUUGUGCCGUCUCCCCACAUCCAACACACACCCUACUGUCCCUGGGAGGUUCGGAAAGGACUUAAUCAGAGAUAAAAGCUCCUUUACUGUCUGUCGGCCCUGGCAGAAUAAAUGGAGCACUUAAAGGCUCGGGAUGACGGGGGUGUCCAGGGGGUAUCUAGACAGUCCCUGUCAGUGCUUGCACAUCCUCUGAGAGGUUUGUGCUGCUUUUUUGUUGGGAUGGUGUGCGUAGGGCUUGGGUGUUAGGUUACAGAACAGCUGUAUACUUCUUUUUCAGCCCUCCAUGGAUGAAGGGCAGGCUUACAAAUUGUCCCAGACACAUUAAAAAAGCAAAUCUGACUUUCUUUGUGCUGAUUGCUCUGGGACUGAUUCCAAGACCACUUUCUUUGCAUUGUAAUUUAUUUAUAAUAAACCUCAAGUAAAUCUGCAGGGGGGGUGAACAAAUACAUUAAAAUCCUACUUGUGAUUUAUUAACACAUGAGUGCAUCUGAAAAGUGAAAGGCCUUCUGCACAUGCAUGUGUAAAUGUGAAUAAUACUUUAACCUUUUCCUUGCCUCCCCUGUGGUCCUUCAGGUCCUCGGCUACAUUACAUAUCCGUGUCGCCAGUCGCCGCGGGUUCUGGUAGGCUGGUGGACAUUCAGGGUUUCCAGCUCUCCUUAAACUGCUAACAUCCAGAGUACGGAGAGAUCUAAAUUUUUUACAUUAUAAUAACAAAUAGUUUCUUGAAGCAUGUGCUUAAAUGCUCACUCCUGCAGCCCCUUCCGCAGUUGGGUUGAGGUUCGACCCUGAGGGACGGCUGUCACAAUGAGCAUUGUCCUUGGAAGAGGUGUCCCGGCACAGUGCCAGUAUUUCACAGGACAGAGGGGGAAAAGUACCUUCUACCCAUAAUGCCUUUGUGUCUGGCCCAACCAUGUGAUGAGCCAAUGACACAGUGCAAUGAAGAAAACAUCUUUGGCAGCUCACCAGGAGCCAGGGCAUAUUUAAUUUUGGACUAAAGGGAAAAAUAAUCAUCUCCAUUAUGCUUUUCAGUACAGCGACCAUGGCUGCCCCCCUUUUUGCAGAUCGUAUUGGAUAUUUUCCAUGUUGUUUGGGAGGCUUUUGAGGACAGUUCAGACAAAGUCAAUUGGAGUAACUAUUAAUAAAAGAGCUUGGUAGUGCCAAGCUGUUCUGCCUGUGUCCAGGUUUUUUGUGUCUCCUGUUGUCCUUUUUCUUGCCAGAUUGUCCUUAACACACAGCCAGGUUUUCCUGCACUGGCUUUCAGCACUCACACGUGUUUAGAUGGAUGGUUUAGUUUUGCUUCUCAUUAGUAGAGCAUUGCAACUCCUUCUCGGUUCUCCUGCUAACCACUAGUUCCCUCAGGGUGACACAUAUAGAAAAGAUUAUUGUGAGAACAUGUGCUCCAUCCAACUUCAAGUUUUAGGUUCUUUCCAGAGCACCAUAUCUCCCCAUUUUUAAAAAAAGGAGCAAAAGAAAUUGCAGAUAUAUGGUUGCCUUGGAAAUAAUGUUUCAGCAUUUUUGCCCAUAUACAGGCCAAAGCCCAGACUUUUUCAGAUACAGUAUCUAGCUAUGGUCCAUGGUUACUGGAUGCUUUAAUAAACAGUUGUCGCCUUUGUCCUCAAGCCUAAAAGCCAACUGCUAUGAAACAUGGGUGACACCAGCCUUCUUUCACACCAGAAUUUAAGUUAGAUAAUAAAUGGCUCCUGGGAUUUUAAUUUUGAAUUUUAACAUUCCACAACCUUACUGUAAUUCACUGCAGCGUUGUGCUAAUGUUAAGCCUGGAGUUCAGCGGAUUUUGAAACCAC